CAAACUGAAGGCAGUGCAAGCAACUUUAACUCUUCUCUGAGUCUGGCCUCAAUUACAGAAAAUCUCAAUAAACUAUGGUUGGAUGUACAGAUGGUAAUAGUGGUAACCAAGUUGGUACAGACAACAUCUGUAUUGUAGGUACGACUGUGCCUCAAACUCUUAUGCUUUCCUCAGACAGUUUCUUGUUUAGGAAGUGCCUCAGCUCCGCAGUCACCUACUGUCAACAUAGCUGAGUUUGACAAUGAUGGCUGUACUCUGGAUGUGAGCUGGAGUGAACCUGUCAUCAGUUGUGGUGGCUCUGUGUCUCAGUAUGUGUUGACUGUGACUCCACCCACCUCUGAUUGCCAGUCAUCUGGAGACUGUAUGGUUAUGGAUGGUAGUUCAGUCAUCACCACACCUGGUACUCAGACCCAGUACAGUCUCACUGUGACUAGUCAGGACUAUGACAUCACCAUCAGAGCUGAUACAUGUGGUGGAUCACUGACUGGAGACACCAGCUCCCUGUACAAUAUUAACUUGACAGGAAAUUUGACAUCGUGCAGUGCUCUCUACAUGUAUAGUCCAGUUGAUGGGUCAUUGAGCGCCAUUGAAGUCAAUUGGACACCAAUACCGCGGAACAAUCCAGGAGGGCCAGAGUACACAGUGGUGAUAGAGGAUGGUGUGGGGUCUAGAGUGAGGGAGAGAGUGGGAGCUGUCAACUGUAGCUCCACUCGAUGCAGCCACACCUACUACCCAGCAGCCGGCAGUAGAGGGGAGUUUGGAGUGUCUGUGGAGACUGCUGGCUGUGUGACUAGACAGACAGUGUGUCUGGAGAGACCAGUCUAUUGUUCAUUGAGGGACUUGUCUCCCUCUCUGGUUGAGGAGAACAGAGUGUGUGGGUCAGUGAGUGGUGGUGGGGUGUGUUACAGUGGAGACAGUGUAGGAUCAGUGGCAGUCUACUUCUGUGAUGAUGGCUAUAGUCUAGAGGGAGACACUACCAGAGAAUGUCUCUCUAGUGGCCUCUGGAAUGGAACCACUCCUCAAUGUGUGGAGAUAAUCAAUGAGUGCAAACCAGAAGAAUGCAUAGUUUCUCCAGAAAAAGACGACAGUCAAACUGCAGCAGUGGUUGCCAGCAUUGUUUGCAGUCUUGUGUUUCUAACUAUUGGAGUUCUACUGGGAGUGGUGGGACUGUACCUCAUACAGAGAGUGAGGGGCAGGAUGUCUGGCCCCACCUCCUCCUCUCCCCCUCCCCUCCCUCCACCAGUCACCUAUGAGGAGGUGGGUGUGGCAAGAGAGGUCAAGAGUUCACAAGACAUUCAGCUGACCUCCAAUGAGGCAUAUGGUCCAGUACUCAAGGACAACAUUCCCACCUCUCACAACACUGCUUAUGGAAAGUGCAGCUGUGAU
Molecule: messenger RNA, 1386 nt
Organism: Geodia barretti
Lineage: Eukaryota; Metazoa; Porifera; Demospongiae; Tetractinellida; Geodiidae
Source: the annotation of a GenBank genome assembly